Molecule: messenger RNA, 615 nt
Organism: Daldinia vernicosa
Lineage: Eukaryota; Fungi; Ascomycota; Sordariomycetes; Xylariales; Hypoxylaceae
Exons: 2
Coding region: 1-615 (204 amino acids)
Source: RefSeq, a predicted model, not a curated record
AUGGCCUGGGAAGGGGGGCCAGAUAUCGCCGUUGUGACGGGGAGACUAGGAGACGGCGUCUUGGGGCCGUUUGAAGACGGUGCUGAAGUGAACGACGAUUGCGAGUCUCCGUUGGAACUCGCGGAAGACGCAAUAGAACUAACCCGGGGAGACGAUGUACUCGAAGAUAUGGUGGUACGUCAGACGGUCCCCGGGUUUGCGUCUGGGAAAUCGGCGGGAGAUCCAGUUUCACGGCGCUCGACAAAAAUGCCACGAUGGGCUGCAAGGAAGCUCAAAUACAAGUCGAAUAAGCACGACCUGCGUUUGAGUGCAAACCAACACCACAAUUGGGCUUCAAUUUAUUCAGGGGAACAACGAGCCCGAGGCAAAACGAGACAAGCGGACCAAUUGGGCUUGUCGACGGUUCAACCGAUGGAAUUAGGAAGUGAAUCUGGGACGGUGUUACGUUUGCUGGACGCGUACGAACUUAUUCGACGGGCUGUGAUUCAGCACUUGCGGGGAAAUAGACACGGCGAAUGUGCUUCCUCGGCAAUGGUGGAUUUCCCGUACGGCGUGGUCGUUACAGGUCGUGAAGCUCUAAAGAAAUCGUCAAUUAUGAUGAACCAACGCGGUUAA